Cynoglossus semilaevis (tongue sole) is the source of this 2650-nucleotide messenger RNA. RefSeq lists its product as uncharacterized. NCBI's taxonomy places the organism in Eukaryota, Metazoa, Chordata, Actinopteri, Pleuronectiformes, Cynoglossidae. Gene Ontology annotation, molecular function: GTP binding. The coding region runs from base 116 to 2122 and encodes 668 amino acids. The record is from RefSeq and is a predicted model, not a curated record. The transcript has 4 exons.
AGAUAGUUAUGGGGAGAUAGGCUCGUGCGGCUUCUUUAGCUGUGUUGUUGUUGACAACUAAAGAUUGUAGAGGGUUUUUUAACCGUCUUGCUGAACCUAAACCCACGGAUACAGUAUGUCUAAUGGCGAGGACUCGGCGGGACGUGAGGAGGAGCUAGUUCUUCCUCUCGAUGUGAUUCCUCUUCAAUGGCCCAACUGUGACGCCAUGUGGAGUGAGGAACUCAGGCUGGUCCUCAUCGGGAAAACUGGAUCGGGCAAGAGUGCGUCUGGAAACACCAUCCUGGGCAGAAGGCACUUCCUGUCACAGCUCAGUGCCAGUUCUGUCACGGAGGUGUGUGAGGUUGGGAGCAGGGAGCUCGCUGCAGAGGAGGCUGUCACGCACAGCAGGAUGAAGAGAGUCACGGUGGUGGACAUGCCAGGUUUUGGGGACACUCGGCUCAGUGCAGAGCAGAUUCAUGCAGAGGUUGCCAAAUGUGUGGCUCUCUGUGCUCCUGGUCCACAUGCGUUCCUCCUGGUGGUGCCACUGGGACGAUAUACAGAGAGUGAAAACCAGGCAGUUUGUGAAAUGACACAAAUAUUUGGAGAGGCUGCAGUUCGCGACCACACAGUGAUUCUUUUUACCAGAGGUGAUGACCUGGGUAGUGUAGAUAUAGAAGAGUACCUGACCAAGACUGCACCUGCUGAGCUCAAGGCUCUGAUUGACAGGUGCGGGAGCAGGUACCAUGUCUUGAACAACAGGGAAACCAGUAACACAGUGCAAGUUAAAGAACUUCUAAUGAAGAUUGACAGGAUGGUGCAGCAGACGGACACAGGGUUUUAUACCAAUGCUUUGUUUUUAGAGGCUGAGGCUGCCAUCAGGGAGGAGCAGAGAAGUAUGAUGAGAGAGCGAGAAGAAAGGGAUGGAGAAGAUGAGGUGGGAAAUAGUAACAGCAUGGAGGAAGAGGCCCAUAUUCUAAAAUGGAGAAAGUGUGACAGAGGGUUCAAAAGAAAAAGAGGCAGUGGAAGUGGACCACCGAGACUCUGCAGGAGUGAGGUGGAGAGAGGAAGCGAUGAGGAUUUUAGAGUGGAAAGGGGGAAAAGACGCUCUCUUUUUAGUGUCGUCCGGGACAGAGUUAGGACCACAUUAUUUGGCAGCACCAGCACAGCAGUGGACAGACGAUGUUUGCACUGUUCAUGCAUGGUUCAGACCAGAACAAGGGCAGCGCUCUCCCCUCGUGUACUACAGAGAGUUAAGACCCUGGUAGCUGCUGGAGCUACAGGCCUGGCGGUCGGAGCAAUGUUCGGAGCAGCCGUUCCAUUAGCAGCUGCAGCUGGGGCAUCUUUGGUGGGAAAUUCAGUGGGUUUUGCUGCAGGUCAACUGGCUGGAAUGUCUGUAACAGGAGGGGCAGGCGUGGGGAAAGCUGUCGGGGCUAUAGUGGCAGCAGCAUCAGGAAAAACUGCACUGGCCCUGGGAGCAGCAACAGGUGGGGUAAUUGGUGGUUCGGCUGGAGCCCUUAUUGGCACAACAGCUGCUAGUCCAAUGGAAGGUGCGCUAGACACCCUUGGGCAGGUCAGCACCAUCGGGGUCACUGCUGUUGGCGUAGCGACAGGAGUAGGUGCGAGCCUGGGAGCUGGUGCUGCUUUAAGUACAGUUUUUCAGGGAGCAGGUAUUGUGGGACCUGCAGGUGUUGCAUUAGAGACAGCUGCAGCAGAGGCUGCUAACAUCCCAGUAGUAGCCACUAACGUUCCAGCAGUAGCCGCUAACGUCCCUGCAGUAGUCGCUAACGUUCCAGUAAUAGCCGCUAACGUCCCAGCAAUAGCCGCUAACGUCCCAGCAGUAGCCGCUAACAUCCCUGCAGUAGUCGCUAACGUCCCAGCAGUAGCCACUAACGUCCCAGCAGCGGUCGCUAACGUCCCAGCAGCAGUCGCUAACGCCCCAGCAGUAGCUGGUUCCCCUGGUGUUGUACCAACGACAUCAUCAACAUGCAUUUUGUCUGCAGUAACUGAGAUAAGCAAGGCUGUAACAGCCGCUGCUCUUGCUGGUGGUUUGAUGGUGAAGGUGGUGAAGGAAAAAGUCAGAUCUGGAACAUCAGAAACAGACUACUCGGAGAAAAUGUCCUAUGAGAUUCACUUGAACAAAUAGAUUCAGGCAAAGCAGUUCUUUUCUGUCAACCAUCAUUCAGUUUCACCCAUAUAUCUGAUAGAAUUUUACAGGAGUUUAUAUCAGAGGUGGCAAUUCAAAAAACGUGUUGAUGAUUCCAAAUCAGGAUUAGAGCGUUUUACUGUAGCACAGAAUGAAAUAUAAUGACAGUGAUGACGACUGAAAUGCUUUUUUAUUGUGAUUAUUUACAAUUUUUAAUAUGUUGAAGUGAUAUUUCAUGAGGGUUAGAAAUACAAAUUGAAUAUUUUUCUUCAUAAAGGAGAAUGUUGCCAAGAUGUUUUAACAUAUAUCAAAGUAAAGACAUAUAUAUAGUCUUGUAUUUUUAUAAAUUAUGUUCAACUGAAUAUUUGCAAUGUGUGACUGAAUUUGAAUAUUUCACAUUAGUGUUUGAUUGUUGUUUGAAUGUGAAAAAAAAUUCUGAUCAUGCUUGAGCACUUUUGUCACAUCAGCACUUGAUUUGUUCACUUGGGUUUGCAGUAAAUGAUGAAUAAAGGCUGCAUUCAUUCAUCA